Podarcis raffonei (Aeolian wall lizard) is the source of this 2862-nucleotide messenger RNA. RefSeq names its product G protein-coupled receptor 27 (gene GPR27). The transcript has a single exon. NCBI's taxonomy places the organism in Eukaryota, Metazoa, Chordata, Lepidosauria, Squamata, Lacertidae. The record is from RefSeq and is a predicted model, not a curated record. Gene Ontology annotation, cellular component: plasma membrane. Gene Ontology annotation, molecular function: G protein-coupled receptor activity. Gene Ontology annotation, biological process: G protein-coupled receptor signaling pathway. Bases 820 to 1971 code for a protein of 383 amino acids.
UCCCCGCCGGAAGCGCGGGCCUAGCCAAUACCUGCACUCGAUCGCGAGCCGCGGCCCCCUGCGCGUGUCGUGGCGGCGCGCUCGCCCUUCCCCUCGGCGCUGCCGCUGGCUGGGAAGACGGCGGCGGCGGUGAUGGCGCGGAGGAGAAAGUGGCCGAGGGAAGCCCGGCCUCCGCUGCGAAAGCCGUGCGGUAGGAGUCGGUAGAGAGCGAGCGAGCGAGAGACGAGGAAGCAGACAAUAGGAGGAGGGCGGCGGGCAACAAAAGGCGCGAUGCUGGCAGGGCGGCAGCGGCAGCGCGCCCCAGGCCGGGGAAAGGGGACCCUCGUCGGUGCCAGCCUUUCCUCCUCCUCCUCCUCCUGCUGCUGCUGCUACUGCUUCCUGCCGGGGUCGCCCUCUGCAUCCCUCCCGGGAGCCUUUUAAAGUUGGAUGGCGACGGCGAUGGCCGUCCCCUAACGAGCCAGGAGCCGAUCGCGAUGCUGGCGGAGACGGAGGCGGCGUCGGCUCGGCGGAGCUGAGCGCAGCGGCGCGCGGGAAUGGGCUGCGCCCGGCGGCGCCCGCACAGCUCGAGGUGGCCGCUGCUGGGGGGCGAGGCGCGGGGGAGCGAGCGGGGAGGAGGAGGACGAUGCCGCCCUCGCGGAGAGGAGCCGAUCGGGCGGCGGUAGGCGAAGAAGACAGCUGGUCUCGGAGGCGGGAGAGCCCGGCGGGGCGAGGCGGCGCCGCCGCUAGCUGCCCUUGAGGAGAAGUCCCGUCUGCUCGCUCCUUCCGCAGCGUUUGUGCCUCAGGGUCGGCGGGGAGGUGGGCGAUCCUCAGCCUCGCUCCAUGGCGAACGCCAGCGAGUUUGCAAGCAGCAGCAGCAGCCCGCACUUGCCCGGCCCCGGCGGCCUACUCAGCGCCUCGGGCCUCAAGCUGACCACGCUGGGCUUGAUCCUGUGCCUCAGCCUGGCGGGCAACGGGCUCUUCGCGUGGCUCAUCCUCAAGGAGCGGCCCCUGCACCGCGCGCCCUACUACCUGCUGCUGGACCUGUGCCUGGCCGACGGGCUGCGCUCGCUGGCCUGCUUCCCCUUCGUCAUGCUGUCGGUGCACAGCGGCGCGGGCGCCUGGCCGCACGGCGCGCUCAGCUGCAAGGUGCUGGCCUUCCUGGCCGUGCUCUUCUGCUUCCACGCAGCCUUCCUGCUCUUCUGCGUGGGCGUGACGCGCUACAUGGCCAUCGCGCACCACCGCUUCUACGCCAAGCGCAUGACGGGCUGGACCUGCCUGGCGGUGGUGUGCAUGGUGUGGACCCUUUCCAUGGCCAUGGCCUUCCCGCCCGUCUUCGACGUGGGCACCUACAAGUUCAUCCGCGAAGAAGAGCAGUGCAUCUUCGAGCACCGCUACGUCAAGGCCAACGACACGCUGGGCUUCAUGCUCAUGCUCGCCACCGUCGUCGCCGCCACCCACCUGGUGUACGUCAAGCUCCUCUUCUUCAUCCACAGCCACCGCAAGAUGAAGCCCGCUCAGUUGGUGCCGGCCAUUAGCCAGAACUGGACUUUCCAUGGGCCCGGGGCCACCGGCCAGGCGGCAGCGAACUGGACCGCUGGCUUUGGCCGGGGUCCCACUCCUCCCACUUUGGUGGGCAUCCGGCAGAACACCACCCAUAGCCAGAUCAAGAGGCUGCUGGUCUUGGAGGAGUUCAAAACGGAGAAGAGGAUCUGCAAGAUGUUCUACAUGAUCACCCUUCUCUUCCUGCUUCUCUGGUCCCCCUACAUUGUGGCCUGUUACCUGCGGGUCUUCAUCAAGGCUAGCGCCAUCCCCCAAGUCUACUUGACCACUUCUGUCUGGAUGACCUUUGCCCAGGCAGGGGUCAACCCCAUCCUGUGCUUCAUUUUCAACAAGGAGCUCAGAGUCUGUUUCAGAGCUCAUUUCCUCUGCUGCCAAAGCAUACAAAAUACUCAAGGCACCAUUCUGUGUGAUCUGAAGAAUUUUGGGAUGUAGUUUUAUCUUUCCAAUUGAAAAUAGUACUCUCUAUGCGCUUUUUUUUUUUUUGGUAUAUGCACUUGAGAAAUUGUUAUCUAAGGAGACACCUUGACUUUUCCCCACACCCUUAGGUUUUAAGAUAUUUAUUUAUUUAUGUGUUAGGGGGAUUUGGGGGGCGGAGGGGAGGGGAGGAAAUCGGGGAAGUAACACAGGGCUCCAACUUUCUUGGCUGCUUCUAACAUUUCUACAAAUGAUUCUGACAUGGAUAAAAAGGCCAUAAUUUUGUGUUGUUUUUUUUAAGACCCUACUGGUUUUGAUAAAAGCUAAGCGAUUUUAUUCAUGUAAGAUUUGAUAAAAGCCCAAGAUGAAAUUUUAUAUUAAAGUGUUAUUUUUGAUGACCUCAAUAUAUUGUAUUACAGUGUUUGUUUUUAAAGGGUGACCAAGAAGGAGAAACUGUACUGUGUUUAGAAGUCGUUUCUUGCUGGGGAGCUUUUGGAUUAAUUUUUAUUUCAGUACUUAAAGCAGUGAAUUUCUAACUUUGCCUGAAAUAGAGAAACGUGAGAUGCUACCCUAACCUACAUCUUAACCUUACUCAAGUUAUUAGGUCGUUUCCUAUUGACCUGAAGAGAAUUAGGUUCACUUGCUUUGACGUAGACUAACUUACAUUUUCUUGUUGCACUGUUCCUUUCAUAGUAUUUCAGAACCCCUUUGGUGGGGCGGGGGGAGAGGAAAUGAUAAUUUUAAAAAGCAAAUUGAUUACAUAUCAACUUUAAAAAAACUGUCAAUAUCAGGUUUUUAAAAUCACACUGACUUUCAUACUUUAUUGGCUUUUUAAAAUGUUAUCUACAAAUACUGGACAAUACUUGUACAUCUUGACUGUUUUAAUAAAAACACUGUUCAAUUCUCGUA